This is a messenger RNA of Oenanthe melanoleuca, 1740 nucleotides long. It is a transcript of the gene GFUS, whose product is annotated as GDP-L-fucose synthase. Gene Ontology annotation, biological process: nucleotide-sugar biosynthetic process. The transcript is spliced from 11 exons. Gene Ontology annotation, molecular function: GDP-L-fucose synthase activity. The coding region runs from base 296 to 1255 and encodes 319 amino acids. NCBI's taxonomy places the organism in Eukaryota, Metazoa, Chordata, Aves, Passeriformes, Muscicapidae. The record is from RefSeq and is a predicted model, not a curated record.
AAUCCGGGCGCAGCCGAACCUUUACCGGGGCGAGACGAACCGAGUCGAGCGAAGCCGAACUGAGCCGAGCCCCCAACGAGCUGACCCGAGUGACCACGAAUCCAGCCGAGCCCUCCCAGAGCCGAGCGUAACCGAACCUAACCAAGCCCCCACGAAGCACCGCCGAGCACAGCCGAAUACAGCCGAGCCCCCACCGACACAACCCGAACCCUCACCGAGCCGAGCGCAGCCGAAGUCAACCGAGCGGAUCCGAGUGCACCCGAGCGGCCCCGAAUCCAGCCGAGGGAUUUUGGCCAUGACAGAGGUGACCAAGCGCAUCCUGGUGACAGGUGGCACUGGCUUGGUGGGCAGAGCCAUCGAGAAGGUGGUGGCCGAUGGAGAGGGGCGGCCAGACGAGGAGUGGAUCUUUGUGUCCUCCCGAGACGCCGACUUGACGAGCAGCUCUGAGACCAAAGCCCUGUUUGAGAGGCACAAGCCCACCCAUGUCAUCCACCUGGCUGCCAUGGUCGGAGGCCUCUUCAAAAACAUCCGCUCCAACCUGGAUUUUUGGAGGACAAACAUCCACAUCAACGACAACGUCCUGCACUCAGCCCAUGAGUCAGGGGUGCAGAAGGUGGUCUCCUGCCUCUCCACCUGCAUCUUCCCAGACAAGACCACCUACCCCAUCGAUGAGACCAUGAUCCACAAUGGGCCGCCUCACAGCUCCAACUUUGGCUACUCCUAUGCCAAGAGGAUGAUUGAUGUCCAAAAUAGGGGUUAUUCCGAGCAGCACGGCCGACGUUUCACCGCCGUCAUUCCCACCAACGUCUUCGGGCCACACGACAACUUCAACAUCGAGGACGGCCACGUCCUGCCAGGGCUCAUCCACAAGGUCUACCUGGCCAAACAGUCCGGCUCUGCUCUGACCGUCUGGGGAACAGGCAAGCCCAGGAGACAGUUCAUCUAUUCCCUGGACCUGGCCCGGCUUUUCCUUUGGGUCCUGCGGGAAUACGAUGAGGUGGAACCAAUAAUUCUGUCAGUGGGAGAAGAAGAUGAAGUCUCCAUCCGGGAGGCAGCAGAGGCCAUCGCAGAGGCCAUGGAAUUCAGGGGAGAGCUCGUUUUUGACACCACCAAGUCUGAUGGGCAGUUCAAGAAGACAGCCAGCAAUGCCAAGCUCCGGCGGUACCUGCCCGAAUUCCAGUUCACACCUUUCAGGAAAGCCGUGAAGGAAACCUGUACCUGGUUCAACGCCAACUAUGCCAACGCCAGGAAGUGACAGCACCGGCAUCACCUGGCACCGGGAUCAUCCUCUUCAACUCAGGGUUGUCCUUUGCUGGGGCAGAGGACGGGACUGGGGGUGACAGUGACAUUUCCAAAGUAAAAAUGGGAGCCUGGGGAGCAGCUCCCACAUUCCUGCCCCACUGCUGGGAGCGGCGCAGGACACCCAGGGCAGGGGGGAGGAAGGUUGGGGCAUCCCAAAAAGAUCCCAAAUCGAGUGGUAGGAGCCAACUGGAACCAUCUCUGUGGCUGUGUCCUAGAGGGUGGUGGCUCUAAGCUGUUAAUGAGCUACACUAAUUACCUGCAAUUAGGUGUAAUAAAGGGAAGGCAAUCAGGAUUCCAGGGCAUGGAAAUGGCAGCAGGGAAUUUGCUGCUGCUCUUGGCACAUGGGGAUGAUCCCACAGCCCCCCCAUCUCAGGAUAGGAAUGGGAAAGACUCCAGCUGUAAAUGUGGCAUUUAUUAAAAUAUAUGCAAAUAGCGUAA